ACCUUCCCAGUAGCAUCCGUGAGCGCGGAAAGCCGCGGCAGCUCUGGGCUGCGGUGGCUCGGGAGUCCGGUGCGAGUGAACCACAGCGGAGAGAAGACAGGACAUCAUGCGGAGUGCCACCAAGCCCUGGAGUCCAGUUGCCAAAGCAGGCAGCCAUGGCCCUGAUCGCACACGGCCCCUCCCUGGGACCCCUUCUGGCAUGAAGAGUUCCAAGUCUUCAACCUCGCUGGCCUUCGAGUCUCGGCUUAGUAAGCUCAAGAGGGCCAGCAGUGAGGACAUGCUCAACAAGCCUGGCAGUGCCUCUGCGGGGACGGUGCGCCUGAAGAAGACCUCAACCUCCGGAGCCAUCUCUGAGCUCACUGAGAGCCGCCUGAGAAGCAACACAGGGGCUGUUCCAACAACCAAACGGACAGGCAUCCCAGCUCCACGGGAACUCUCAGUAACUAUCUCAAGAGAGAGAUCUGUGCCACGUGGUCCCUCCAGCUCAAAGAAGUUGGGCUCUAGUCCAACUUCUUCCUGCACCCCCACUCCUACCAAGCACCUGAGGCCCACCUCUGCAAAACCUAAACAAGACCAUGAAGGCACAGAGAAGUCUGUACUCGAGUCCCAGGUUCGGGAACUUCUGGCAGAAGCCAAAACCAAAGACAGUGAAAUCAACCGGCUUCGAAGUGAACUAAAAAAAUGUAAAGAAAGGUGGGCCCUAAGCACUGAGGAUACCAAUGCAUCAGACCCAAGCGCAGAGGGAACAUCAACCCCAGUAGGUGAUGCAGAACCUUUGAUAAGAACGCUGGAGGAGAAGAACAAGACCUUUCAGAAAGAACUUGCUGACCUAGAGGAAGAAAACAGGGCCUUGAAGGAGAAACUGACUUACCUUGAGCAGUCACCAAAUUCAGAAGGGGCAGCAAGUCACACUGGUGACAGCAGCUGCCCAACAUCCAUAACCCAAGAGUCUAGCUUCGGGAGCCCAGUUGGAAAUGAGUUGUCCAGUGAAGUGGACGAGUAUAGAAGAAGCACACAUGGAAGUACAUUGCGGACAUCGGGGUCUUCAAGCAGUGAUGUCACUAAAGCCUCUCUGUCACCAGAUGCCUCAGAUUUUGAGCAUAUCACUGCAGACACCCCAUCACGGCCUCUGUCAGCCACAAGCAACUCUUUUAAGGGCUCCAAGUGCUCCCCUAUUGGGAGCUCCCCAAACAAUGCGAGCGAGUUGUCCUUGGCAUCUCUGACUGAGAAGAUACAGAAGAUGGAGGAGAAUCAGCACAGCACUGCUGAAGAGCUGCAGGCUACUCUGCAGGAGUUAUCAGACCAGCAGCAGAUGGUGCAGGAACUGACAGCCGAGAACGAGAAGCUGGUGGAUGAGAAGACCAUUUUAGAGACCUCUUUCCACCAGCACCGAGAGAGGGCAGAACAGCUGAGUCAGGAAAACGAGAAACUGAUCAACCUUUUACAAGAACGAGUGAAGAAUGAGGAGCCUAGUGCCCAAGGAGGAAAAAUCCUUGAGCUAGAGCAGAAGUGCACAGAUAUUCUGGAGAAGAGCCGCUUUGAAAGAGAGAAGCUGCUUAACAUUCAGCAGCAGCUGACCUGCAGCCUACGGAAGGUUGAGGAAGAAAACCAAGGAGCUAUAGACAUGAUCAAGCACCUGAAGGAGGAAAAUGAAAAACUGAAUGGGUUCCUAGAGCACGAACGAUGUAAUAAUAGUGUGAUGGCCAAAACUUUGGAGGAGUGUAGGGUUACCUUGGAAGGCUUGAAAAUAGAGAAUGGGUCCUUGAAGGCUCAUUUGGAGACUGAUAAGCAAAAGGCCGUGGAGGCCAGCAGUACCGUGGGGCAGACGGCAGAGAACUUCGAGGUUCAAGAAAUGCUGAAAGUGGCUCGAGCUGAGAAAGAUCAAUUGCAACUGUCUUGCACCGAGCUCAGACAAGAAUUGCUAAAGGCGAAUGGUGAAAUUAAACACAUUUCCAGCCUCCUAGCGAAGAUGGAAAAAGAUUACUCUUACCUGAAGGAGGUCUGUGAUCAUCAAGCAGAACAACUGAGCAGGACCAGCCUAAAAUUACAAGAGAAAGCUUCAGAGAGUGACGCAGAAAUCAAAGACAUGAAAGAAACCAUAUUUGAAUUGGAAGAUCAGGUGGAGCAGCACCGUGCCGUCAAGUUACACAACAAUCAGCUCAUCAGUGAGCUGGAAAGCAGUGUGAUCAAGCUGGAGGAGCAGAAAUCAGACCUAGAACGGCAGUUGAAGACCCUGACGAAACAGAUAAAGGAAGAAACUGAGGAAUGGAGGCGGUUCCAGGCAGACCUGCAGACUGCAGUGGUGGUGGCCAAUGACAUCAAGUGUGAGGCUCAACAGGAACUGCGAACUGUGAAGAGGAGGUUGUUGGAGGAGGAAGAGAAGAAUGCCAGGCUGCAAAAGGAGCUGGGGGACAUACAGGGACACAGCAGACCUGUGAAUGAAGAGUCAGAGCCCUCAGAGGUGGAUGCUGCCGGCCGAUGGCGUGGAGCCUAUGUCAACAGAGCAUCUCCAGCUCCUUCAGACUCUGCAACCACUGUAAAGUCCCUGAUCAAGUCAUUUGACUUAGGACACUCAGGUGGAGCUGGACAGAGUAUUGCUGUCCACAAGACUCCCAGAAGUCCCCUGAGUGGGAUCCCAGUGAGGACUGCUCCAGCAGCUGCUGUCUCUCCAAUUCAGAGACACUCGACCUACAGCACCAUGCGGCCAGCCGGCAAAGGGAUGGCUCAGCGCUUGGAUCUGCCGGACCUUCCCCUCUCAGAUCUUCUGAAGGGAAGGGCCGAGGACCGGAAGUCAGACCCUUAUCUCCGGAAGAGUCCCUCACUGGAGUCCCUGAGCAGACCCCCCUCCCUGGGCUUUGGGAACACCAGACUGCUGAGUGCAUCCACGGGGGGUUUGAAACCAAGCAAGCUCAGUGUUGAAAGAAGAGACCCCCUGGCAGCCUUGGCCCGGGAGUAUGGUGGCUCUAAGCGUAAUGCACUCCUGAAAUGGUGUCAGAAGAAGACAGAAGGUUAUGCAAACAUUGAUAUCACCAAUUUCAGCAGCAGCUGGAGCGAUGGGCUGGCCCUCUGUGCUCUGCUACACACCUACCUGCCUGCCCACAUCCCCUACCAGGAGCUGAACAGUCAGGAGAAAAAACGGAAUCUCUUGUUGGCAUUUGAAGCAGCUGAAAGUGUGGGCAUCAAACCCAGUCUGGAGCUCAGUGAGAUGCUGUACACAGACCGGCCCGACUGGCAGAGUGUGAUGCAGUAUGUGGCCCAGAUCUACAAGUACUUUGAGACAUAAACAGAAGACCCGGCAUCAGCAGCUGCUGCAUGGCCUGCAGCUCAUCCUGAAGCGCCUGCUCACUGUCCACCAUGCCUGCUGUGCCCGCCAUCUAGCCGUCUGGAUUUCCAAGGAAGGCUUAAGCCACGUGGACCAGCACUCCACUGAGAAGCAGAGGUGGCUCCACCGUGUCCCCAUCUCAGAUGCAAACAUGUCUGGAGCCUAUGCUCAGGAAUCCUUGUUCCCAAUGGGAAGUUUUUAGAGAGGCAGGCCCCGCUUCUCACACAGUGGGUUCCAAACCCAGGCCCUCGUCUGUGAGACUCCAGAGUGUUGCCAGUCCCAUUUGCUGCCCACACGUGGCCUACACACUAACAAACAGCACUUCAAUCACCGUGUCUGUUCUUCUUCCUCCUCCUUUACUAAAACUUUGCUUUUUUUUUUUUUUCAAAACUCUGUCCUUACCAGCUGCCUGCCCACCCCCACCAAUAAAACAACACUCCACAAAACAGAAAAACAAAAGCAGCUUUUGCUUCUCAGCAACCUGGAAACACACUGAUUAGGGAAAUAGUAUGUCCAGUUCUGUGUAACUGAGAACUUAAAGGCACUGCAUAGAUCUCACCGUCCCUAUUUGAUUUCUCGCAAGUGCAAGGAGUACUUAGGUACCUUGCUGAGGGUGCACAAGAGGCCAGCUGGCUUGCUCCUUAGCCACAAGGCAUGAGCGCAGCACUGGUGUCCUGGCUGAUGAGAUCCGUGACCAUUGCACACAGACCCUUCUGCCCUGCUGUUAUUUACAGCCCUAUUUACACACGUCUUGGCCCAACACAGAGCUCCACACGAGUCUGACGUGUGUGGAGCAGCCUGUGAUGGUGAGCUCUGCACAUUUGCACAGUUCCGCAGGUUGGGAGGUGCGCCCCUUAGGAUUCUGGGUGGACAGAAAUAUAAACAUGUUUUGGCUUCAGACAGGUUUGGCCCUUGGUACUUGUUGGGCCUUUUACAUGUGCCUAUUGAAAGAAGCUAUUAGGAGCGUAAGGGUGACUGUCCUCCAAUGCCCCUUUGGUUCCCUAGGAAGCAGCACAGCCUCUCCCUGAGUACCCAAGCCAAGCGGCCCUAGACCAGUGGUUCCCAACCUUCCUAAUGCUGGGAGUUCCUCAUGCUGUGGUGACCUCAACCAUAAAACUAUUCCAUUGCUACUUCAUAACUGUAAUUUUGCUAUUGUUAUGAAUUGCAGUGUAAAUAUCUGAUAUAUAGAAUUCUGAUAUGUGACCCCACACAGGCUGAGAACCACUGCUCUAGAAGCAUCUUUCCAUUUUUCUUGGACAAAUGUGCACUUCAUAGCAAAUGAGCACGCCCCUUUCUCUGACAGUUGGGUGCGCACAAACACCCAUUACUGUUCUAAGUGCCAAAUAACCCUAGACUGGUCCUUUGAGAAAGGACCACGCUCAUAGCAACCCCUGCGAAUGACCACCAUAGCUACAAUGAAUCUCUGCCUGCUUGUCUGAGCCACUCUACUGGCCCAGCCCUAUCCUUGGAGGAC
Molecule: messenger RNA, 4796 nt
Organism: Alexandromys fortis (reed vole)
Lineage: Eukaryota; Metazoa; Chordata; Mammalia; Rodentia; Cricetidae
Gene: Specc1
Product: sperm antigen with calponin homology and coiled-coil domains 1
Exons: 15
Coding region: 107-3283 (1058 amino acids)
Biological process (GO): actin cytoskeleton organization
Cellular component (GO): microtubule organizing center; filamentous actin
Molecular function (GO): protein binding
Source: RefSeq, a predicted model, not a curated record